This is a messenger RNA of Brassica oleracea var. oleracea, 1960 nucleotides long. Its product is annotated as sugar transport protein 4-like. Gene Ontology annotation, molecular function: monosaccharide transmembrane transporter activity. Lineage: Eukaryota; Viridiplantae; Streptophyta; Magnoliopsida; Brassicales; Brassicaceae. Bases 182 to 1726 code for a protein of 514 amino acids. The transcript is spliced from 4 exons. Gene Ontology annotation, biological process: monosaccharide transmembrane transport. Gene Ontology annotation, cellular component: membrane. The record is from RefSeq and is a predicted model, not a curated record.
UAGGCCAGUGGAAGACCAAUAACAGCUGUUCUUCUUUUCCCCGACCACAACGUCACUCGACAGUUGAUUCAAAUCCUAUAAAUUCCAACUGCUCUUCUUCAUUUUCAAUAUCAAACGUUUCUUGCCUUAUUCGAACAAUAUCUGCUCUGCUCAACACUGACUCUUCCACGACGUCGGAGAAAUGGCUGGAGGGUUUGUCAGUCAAACGCCGGGAGUUCGAAACUAUAAUUACAAACUGACACCUAAAGUGUUCAUAACAUGUUUCAUCGGUGCUUUUGGUGGUCUCAUCUUCGGAUACGAUCUCGGGAUCUCAGGAGGGGUAACCUCAAUGGAGCCGUUCUUGGAAGAGUUUUUCCCUCACGUGUACAAGAAGAUGAAGAGCGCACAUGAGAAUGAGUACUGUCGUUUCGAUAGUGAGCUUCUCACUCUCUUCACUUCGUCUCUCUAUUUAGCGGCUCUGGUCUCUUCCUUAUUCGCCUCCACGAUAACCCGAAUUUUUGGAAGGAAAUGGUCUAUGUUUCUUGGUGGUUUCACCUUCUUUGUCGGCUCUGCUUUCAACGGCUUUGCCCAAAACAUAGCCAUGCUUCUCAUCGGUCGUAUUCUACUCGGUUUCGGUGUCGGAUUUGCCAAUCAAUCUGUUCCGGUUUAUCUGUCGGAAAUGGCACCUCCGAAUCUUAGAGGAGCGUUCAACAACGGGUUUCAAGUAGCAAUCAUAUUUGGUAUUGUUGUUGCAACGAUCAUCAAUUACUUCACUGCACAGAUGAAAGGGAACAUUGGGUGGAGAAUCUCCCUAGGGUUAGCUUGUGUCCCUGCAAUGAUGAUCAUGAUCGGAGCUCUGAUCCUUCCCGACACUCCAAACUCCCUCAUCGAACGUGGCUUCGCUGAAGAGGCCAAGGAAAUGCUUCGAUCUCUCCGAGGAACCGAUGAAGUGGAAGAAGAGUUUCAAGAUCUCAUUGAUGCAAGCGAGGAGUCUAAGCAAGUGAAACAUCCAUGGAAGAACAUCUUGCUUCCACGUUACAGACCACAGUUGAUCAUGACUUGCUCCAUUCCUUUCUUCCAACAACUUACCGGAAUCAAUGUCAUUACAUUUUACGCUCCCGUUCUGUUCCAAACCCUAGGGUUCGGUAGUAAAGCCUCGCUCUUAUCAGCUAUGGUAACGGGUAUCAUCGAGCUCUUGUGUACCUUCGUCGCUGUUUUCACAGUUGAUAGGUUUGGAAGAAGAGUCUUGUUCCUCCAGGGAGGUAUCCAGAUGCUUAUCUCUCAGAUCGCUAUUGGAGCCAUGAUUGGAGUUAAAUUUGGAACAGUUGGAACAGGGAACAUAGGGAAAACAGAUGCUAAUGUUAUCGUGGCACUGAUCUGCAUCUAUGUAGCGGGUUUCGCCUGGUCAUGGGGACCGCUGGGAUGGCUGGUCCCUAGUGAGAUAUCUCCACUAGAGAUCCGAUCAGCAGCACAAGCCAUAAACGUUGCGGUCAACAUGUUCUUCACAUUCCUUGUAGCUCAGCUCUUCCUUACAAUGCUUUGUCACAUGAAAUUUGGACUAUUCUUCUUCUUUGCGGUGUUUGUCUUAAUUAUGACAAUAUUCAUCUACUUGAUGUUGCCUGAGACGAAGAAUGUACCAAUCGAAGAGAUGAAUAGAGUGUGGAAGGCACACUGGUUCUGGGGAAGGUUUAUUCCUGAUGAAGCUGUUGGUGUUAGUGCUGCUGAGUUGCAACAAAAGGCGGUGUGAUGAUGAUGAUGAUGGAACAAAGUUUUCUUUGGGCAAAAGACUUGUGAGAAAACAUGAAAAGAGAAAGGUGAUGAUGAUUCAAAGGAUGAAAUAAGAAUGAAAUGUCGAAUAAUGUGUUUAUUCUUGAAAGAAAGCUGCUCUGCUUUUGUAAAGCAGAGACUUAGCUUUCACUUAGUUUGUUCUUUCUUCUUUAUUCUUUCUUCUUAUUAAAUUUCUCUUUGUUGCAAUUGAAGU